GAACAUCAAAACUCAGCUCUUUUUAUGCUUGCAUUAUGUGGAAAAAGGGAAAUGGCCAACUAAAGUCCGUAAUGCAUCAAAGAACUAGAGACAUUGAGGAAUUUCGCAACUUUAAGUAUCUAUUUUAUUUGGCAUCUACAAUUCAAAAGCAAAGGCACACAUAUUAUCACCAUUUGAGUGACAAUUACCAUGGAAGGUAGUGGAGAAGUUUGCAGGAUGUGGAACCAGAAAGAUCUCCCCUCUUUGAACCAUAGGGAUAAGCAAGCUGAGACGUUCAGGCUUUGAUGAGAGCAAUAUAAUAAUUAAUUAAUGUCCUAGAUAGUAAAUGUUGUCUUUGUGAAAGAUGAUUGAAGAGUCAUGCAAUCUGAUAUUUGGUUAUAAAAGUUAGUCUUCCAAUGAUAGGCUGGUUUAAGAUUAAACAGAGUCGAUAUGUCAUUCUUUGUUGCAACUGGGUUACUUAAAUAGCAAAGCAGAUGUAAAGACCCACGGAUCUAUAGACCUUUAGAACAAUGCUUUCUAUCAUAUAACUGCCUAGCAAACAACUCUUUGUGACAGAAUCAGUCAAAAAACUAUCUGCCCAGCAAGCAACUCUAUGUGACAGAAUCAGUCAAAAAACUAUCUGCCCAGCAAGCAACUCUAUGUGACACAAUCAAUCAAAAAACUAUGUUCCAAAAAGAUUCAGGUAGUGUUUGAUUCACUUCUAUUCUGUGCUCUAAAUUGAUCUUGAAAAUCUGGUGGACAAGAUACCUGAGAGCUACAUACUCCCAAUGAUGUAGUCUUUCGUGACAUGAAGGUGCUUCCAAGUACAAUAUUUUUGUGAAUGCUAGUAUGUUAUGGACCUUUUAUUGCUCUGAAUGUAAUUUAGAUCACAGAUGGGGAAAGAGCUCUUCAAUUCAAGGCCACAAAUCUAAAUUAUGGUUUUUGCCUUUCUGUCUUUGGCUAAACAAGUAGACUUAGUCAAGAUGCACACGUAGCCCAAGGUUUCAUUUAUUUUAUUUAUCUUUGGUAUCUGUGUCGUUCCUUUUACUGGUUUAUUUUUAUUGCCAUGAGAAAGCUCAUAGUUGCAGUCUAUUUAAGCUUCGGCGGCACUACCCAUGUACUUUUCUGCGUUUUGUUACUGCUGUUCUUGAUAGGUACUUCACCCCCAAUUCUCUUACAGUUCAUGAGUGGCUGUUCUGCUUUAACUGUGGUUUCCUGUGAAUCUCAACACCAGAAUCCCGAGGUAUCUGACUCCGCUGACAAAGAUACGAAGGAAUUUGCAAGAUGUCUAGCCCUGCAAAACUUUUAGAUCCGGCAUUUCAAUCAGUUGGUCAGAGAGUUGGGACUGAGAUUUGGCGAAUUGAGAAUUUUCAACCAGUAGCCUUGCCAAAGUCCGAGUAUGGUAAAUUCUAUAUGGGAGAUUCUUACAUUGUUCUACAGACUACGUCUGCCAAGGGCGGUGCAUAUGACAUACACUUCUGGAUUGGAAAAGACACAAGUCAGGAUGAAGCUGGAACAGCUGCCAUAAAAACUGUCGAACUAGAUGCAGUUCUAGGUGGUCGUGCUGUGCAGCACAGGGAACUGCAAGGCCAUGAAUCUGACAAAUUCUUGUCUUAUUUCAAACCUUGUAUCAUACCUUUGGAAGGAGGUGUAGCAUCUGGAUUUAAAAAACCUGAGGAAGAAGAGUUUGAAACUCGUUUAUAUGUUUGUAAAGGAAAAAGAGCUGUGAGAUUGAAGCAGGUCCCUUUUGCUCGAUCCUCAUUAAAUCACGAUGAUGUAUUCAUCUUGGAUACUCAGAAUAAGAUUUAUCAGUUCAAUGGCACAAAUUCCAAUAUCCAGGAAAGGGGAAAGGCUUUGGAAGUGAUUCAAUUUUUGAAGGAAAAGUAUCAUGAGGGGACGUGUGAUGUCGCCAUUGUUGAUGAUGGGAAGUUAGAUACAGAGUCAGACUCAGGUGAGUUCUGGGUUCUCUUUGGCGGCUUUGCUCCAAUUGGCAAGAAGGUGGCUAGUGAUGAUGAAGUUAUUCCAGUAACAACUCCAGCUAAGCUCUAUAGCAUCAUUGAGGGAGAUGUGAAGGCUGUUGAAGGUGAACUAUCUAAAAGCAUUCUGGAAAACAACAAAUGCUACAUGCUCGAUUGUGGUUCUGAAAUUUUUGUGUGGGUUGGCCGUGUAACAACGGUGGAUGAGAGAAAAGCUUCCAGCCAAGUGGCUGAGGGUUUUGUCGCUAGCCAAAACAGACCAAAGUCAACACGUGUAACCAGGGUCAUCCAAGGUUAUGAAACACGGGCAUUUAAAUCCAAGUUUGAUUCUUGGCCAGCUGGAUCCACUGCUCCAGGUGCUGAGGAGGGCAGAGGGAAAGUAGCAGCUCUACUGAAGCAACAAGGUAUUGGUUUGAAGGGAAUCGCAAAAGGUGCUCCUGUCAAUGAGGAAGUCCCACCUUUGCUUGAACAAGGUGGAAGAAUGGAGGUGUGGCGCAUAAAUGGCAGUGCUAAGACGCCAUUGCCUAAAGAGGAUGUUGGGAAAUUCUUUAGCGGAGAUUGCUACAUUGUUCUUUAUACAUACCAUUCAGGGGACAGGAAAGAGGAUUACUUUUUGUGCUGUUGGAUUGGAAAAGAUAGUAUUGAGGAGGACCAAAAAAUGGCUGCUCGUUUGGCUAACACAAUGUCCAACUCAUUGAAAGGGAGACCUGUUCAAGGCCGUAUAUUGCAAGAUAAAGAGCCACCUCAAUUCAUUGCACUGUUUCAGCCCAUGGUAGUCCUUAAGGGAGGUUUGAGCUCAGGUUACAAAAAGUUCAUUGCAGAGAAAGGUUUGACAGAUGAAACUUAUACACAAGAAAGCAUUGCUCUCAUUAAGGUUUCUGGUACUGCCAGUCACAACAGUAAAGCUGUCCAAGUUGAUGCAGUGGCAACAUCAUUGGAUUCUGCUGAGUGUUUUCUUCUUCAAUCUGGAUCUUCAGUUUUCACAUGGCAUGGCAAUCAGAGCACUUUUGAGCACCAGCAACUUGCUGCAAAAGUUGCAGAGCUGUUAAAGCCUGGGGUUGCUUUGAAACAUGCAAAAGAGGGUACAGAGAGCUCAGCCUUCUGGUUUCCACUUGGAGGGAAACAAAGUUACACUAGUAACAAGAUUUCCCAGGAGACUGUUAGGGACCCCCACUUGUUCGCAUAUUCUCUUAAUAAAGGAAAGUUUGAGGUUGAAGAAGUACACAACUUUUCACAAGAUGAUUUGUUAACGGAGGAUAUCAUGAUACUGGAUACACAUGCUGAAGUGUUUGUUUGGGUUGGUCAGUCUGUGGACUCGAAAGAAAAGCAGAGUGCUUUCGAAGUUGGUCAGAAAUACAUCGACAUGGCUGUGUCUCUGGAGAAUUUGUCUCCAGAUGUACCACUUUAUAAAGUUACAGAAGGAAAUGAGCCAUCCUUUUUCACAGUAUAUUUUUCGUGGGACUCUGCAAAAGCAAUGGUUCAAGGAAACUCGUUCCAGAAAAAGUUGGCAUUACUUCUGGGGAUAGGCCAUUCUGCAGAGGGCGAGGACAAAACCAAUGGAUCAAAUCAAGGUGGUGCAAGGCAGAGAGCUGAAGCUUUAGCUGCAUUAUCCUCUGCAUUCAAUCAAUCAUCUGAGAAAAAGGCCUCUGCUCCUAGGCCAUCUCCAGCAGGUCAGGGAUCACAGCGAGCUGCUGCUGUAGCUGCCCUAUCUUCAGUUCUUUCUGCUGAAAAGCAGAAGUCACCAGAUACCUCUCCCACUCAAGCAAUUGGAACUCCUGCAGAAAGCAUCUCACCAGCUGAACCAAAAGAUGAAAAACCCCUUUCUGAGACAGAAAGCUCAAUAGAGGCAUCACAGGCUAGUGAAACAGAAGGAAAUGAUUCAGAACCAAAGCAAGGAUCGGAGCAGGAUGAGAAUGAUAAUGGAGGCAGCGGAGCGAUAUUCACCUAUGAACAACUGAAGGCUAAAUCCGACAAUCCCGUGACUGGAAUUGAUUUUAAAAGGAGAGAGGCCUAUCUGUGCGAUGAAGAAUUUCAGACUGUGUUAGGUAUGGCGAAAGAACAAUUUUACAAAUUGCCGAAGUGGAAGCAAGAUAUGCAGAAGAAGAAGGUUGAUUUAUUUUAGGUGCUAAAUUAUACAUGAACUGCCUCCUAUGCUCCUUUUUUCCUGGGCCGCUCAGGGUUCGGUGUGGAGUCACGUUGGACAAGCAGGCGUGGGUUUGUUUCGUCUAUCGUUUUUUGUGCGUCAAUGAAUGUGUAGUUUCUAGCGAGAAUUAAGUUUGUGUUUGCCGUUUGUUAGGAAGGACGGUCUCUGCUUUUUUCCUCCUGAAAAGGUAAUGCCUCGCAUUUUUUCAACCUCCUUGUUCGAAGGACUGUGACAAAGGUCAAAUUCUUUUAUUCGGUCGAGCAUAGUUCAUUUUCGGUCUCUCUUUUUCCCUUUCAUUUCUUUUUCCUCUCAACUCUUUUACCAGACGAACUUGUGAAAAGGAAUGUACAUGUAUUGCAUUUGAUCUCGACUUAAUGUAAAAUAUGGCGAUUGGUUUUGUAUUUGUA
Molecule: messenger RNA, 4505 nt
Organism: Eucalyptus grandis
Lineage: Eukaryota; Viridiplantae; Streptophyta; Magnoliopsida; Myrtales; Myrtaceae
Product: villin-2
Exons: 22
Coding region: 1264-4077 (937 amino acids)
Biological process (GO): actin filament severing; cytoskeleton organization
Molecular function (GO): actin filament binding
Source: RefSeq, a predicted model, not a curated record